CGUUUCACAAUGCAAGCUCUAUCUGAAAUUGUAACUGUAACAUCAUCGUCUUCUCUGAAAUUCAGAGUGAGAGCUUCAUGGGACACACAACAGAGGCUCCCUUACAAUCGCAAUGCUCCUAGAAACCCUAAAAAGAACAACGUUCUCACUCACACACAAUCUCCUUCUCUGGUUUCAACCGCACCACCUACGCGCAAGGACCAGUACGUUUCUGAUCUACUCAAGCGCGCCACUCCUCUUCCUACCAUAGCACCUAUAGAAGAAGAAGAAGAAGAAGAAGAACAACAACAACAAGAUGAAACCUACUUGGGAUAUGAGAGAUGGCUCCCAAAUCCACCUAAAGUGGUUAAGCCUCGAUCCGUGUUUAAUGCUGCUACCUUAGCAUAUAUUGGUGAUUGCAUAUAUGAGCUAUAUGCUCGUAGGCACUUUUUAUUUCCUCCCCUUAGUAUUGAAGAAUACAAUGGUCGUGUGAUGGCAGUUGUGCGUUGUGAGGCUCAAGAUGCAUUGCUCCAGAAACUUCUUAACAGUACCUUCUUAUCAGAUCAAGAGAGGGAUGUUCUUCGAUGGGGAAAGAACAUUGAUUCAAGUAAAACUAAGACAAAAAAGCGUGCUGGUGCAGCUGCAUAUAGCAGAGCAUCUUCACUAGAAACAUUAGUUGGGUAUCUCUAUUUGACAAAUGUAAAUCGCUUGGAAAAGCUAAUGUUAGAGUUGGGAUUCUCAGUCGACUCUUCAGUGGCUUUAAAUGUGGAGGAAGUAAUAACAGGCGAGCUGAACAAUGGAUAAAGAUAAUCUUCAGGCAAUCCCGCUGGAGCAGGCAAAACAACUCAUUGAGAUUUUGUUCAAGCCAUUGUAUUCUUAUGCAAAGCCUAUCCUAGUAGAUUGACUUCUCUUUUGCUUAUUGGUGGGAUAUGCUGUACCAGUACCACAUUCCAACAUCAUAUUAUCUCGCCAUGCUAGAGAUCAGAAGCCUUUGAAAUCCUUUUUAACUUAAUAUUUCUCCUGUACAAAGGUUCUCAUGGUUUGUUAGCAAUUUAUCUUUUUAAGAUGGGUACAAUCAAAAGAGAAGACAAUGCAGCGAAGCUUUGGUUCUUCGUGGUAAAUUUGUCUUGGGGUUUGCAGUUUUGCUCGAAUUUGGUCCAGUUGAUUGGUUCAUGUGGGAAUUGAGUUGAAUACUAAGAACAUAAGGACCAAGAUAUGUAUUUCUAAUAUUACUUUGGAAUUAUUAUUUUGUUAAAGAUAUAAA
Messenger RNA from Gastrolobium bilobum, 1243 nucleotides. RefSeq lists its product as uncharacterized. Gene Ontology annotation, biological process: RNA processing. Lineage: Eukaryota; Viridiplantae; Streptophyta; Magnoliopsida; Fabales; Fabaceae. The transcript is spliced from 7 exons. Bases 10 to 783 code for a protein of 257 amino acids. The record is from RefSeq and is a predicted model, not a curated record. Gene Ontology annotation, molecular function: ribonuclease III activity.